Messenger RNA from Colletotrichum siamense, 1254 nucleotides. RefSeq names its product MFS transporter asaE (gene asaE-8). The transcript is spliced from 6 exons. The record is from RefSeq and is a predicted model, not a curated record. The coding region runs from base 1 to 1254 and encodes 417 amino acids. Lineage: Eukaryota; Fungi; Ascomycota; Sordariomycetes; Glomerellales; Glomerellaceae. Gene Ontology annotation, molecular function: transmembrane transporter activity. Gene Ontology annotation, cellular component: fungal-type vacuole membrane. Gene Ontology annotation, biological process: transmembrane transport.
AUGUCCGACACAGAAAAGAAGGAAGAGUUCGCGCCCCAAGCGCCGCCUGCCAGCGAUGGUGAGGCUGAGGCCGUCAAGAGUCCUGCGAGCCCGGCAGGGUUCGAUAAAUCAGCGUUCCCGGAAGGCGGUGCCAAGGCUUGGCUGACUGUCUCUGGCGCCUCGGCAUGCCUUUUUGUUUCCUUUGGAUGGGUGAAUUGCGUCGGCAUUUUCCAAGAUUAUUACCAGGAAAAUCAAUUGCGCGACUACACGCCGUCAGAUAUCGCAUGGAUCCCUGCGCUGCAAAUUUUCUUCAUGAUCUUUAGCGGUCUAUUCGUCGGCAAAGUAAUUGACGACUAUGGACCGGCGCUUCCUCUUGCCAUUGGCACUUUCUUCCACGUCUUCGGCCUGAUGAUGGUCAGCAUCUCAAAAACGUACUACCAGAUCUUGCUUAGCCAAGCUAUCUGCUCUGCAAUCGGCGCCUCCAUGGUGUUCUAUCCUGCUUUUACCUGUGUUACGACAUGGUUCUUCAAGAAACGUGGCGCCGCCAUUGGGCUCACGGUCUGCGGCUCGUCCCUCGGAGGCGUCAUCUUUCCCAUCAUGCUGAUUCAUCUCAUCCCGCAGAUCGGCUUCGGCUGGUCUAUGAGGGUCUGUGCCUUUCUCAUUCUGGCUCUGCUGAUCUGGGCCAACUUCACCGUUCGCUCACGCAUCCCGCCAACCAAACGCCCGUUUCGCGUCAUGGCUUUCUUUCAACCAUUCCGGGAACUGCCCUUCUCACUGCUUACUGCAGCAGUUUACUUCUUCUACUGGGGCAUGUUCAUUCCUAUCACCUUCAUUGUGGUAGAGGCUCGCGCAGGCGGCAUGUCGGAGGGCUUGUCACAAUACCUCGUCCCCAUCCUGAACGGCGCCAGUAUCAUCGGACGCACAGUACCCAACGCCCUCGCCGACAAGGUUGGCCACUUCAACAUGAUGAUCACAAUGAGCUUCUUGACCAUGAUUCUUAUCCUGGCCUUUUGGCUACCUGCGACCGGAAACGCCGCAGACAUCACCUUUGCGGCCCUGUUCGGCGUAGCAUCCGGAGCCGGUAUUGGCUUGACACCCGUGCUCGUCGCGCACAUCUCGCCCAUUCAGGAUAUCGGAGUCCGCACCGGUGCUGCGUAUGCUGUUGCUUCUAUUGCUGCUUUGACUGGCUCGCCAAUUGGUGGCGCCAUUAUCAGCAGCAGUCGCGGAUCGUUCCAAAACACCAAGAUCUUUGGUGGAGAGAGUGUCAGGAGAUGA